AUGAUAAGCAUCUACGAUUUACCUGAAUACCUUCACAGUUUCGAUUUAUGUGUAGCAUCAUUCGCAAUGUUUUUCAACUGUUUUCUCAUUUAUCUUAUCUUGACAAAGUCUCCUGCACAACUUGGAGUCUAUCGGUAUCUAAUGGUUUUCAUUUCUGUUUUUGAAGUGUUGUAUUGCAUACUGGAAGUUUGCCUGGUUCCGAUUCACUACUCUUACCGGUCGAGUGUUGUUGUCCUUAUAAGGACAUCUGACAAAAUAUUCAACAGACAGACACUCCUCUUCCUUGAUGCAUUUUAUUGGGGAUUUUUCGGAUCAUCCCUUUCAAUUUUCGCAAUUCAUUUUGUAUACAGAUAUCUGGUUAUAAGUGGAAAUCCGUUGCUCAGAACAUUUCAAUCUUGGAAAUUCAUUCUUUGGCUUCUGAUACCAAUUGUUGUUGGAUUCAUGUGGGCGUUCACUGGGAUUGUUCUGUGUGCACCUACGGAAGAAUUCACAGAGUUUAUGAGAAAACCAAUAAAAGAAGUAUUCGAUGAGGAUAUCGAAGAAUUCGAAUAUCUUGGAGCAUUCAUGUACGAGAGAAGUUCCAAAAACAACAGUUUUCUAGUUUAUUGGGGACCGAUUGCUGGAAUGAUUAUCAUGUGCCUCACAGUAUUUGCCUCCUUCAUUGUAAUUGUUGUUAGUGGAAUCAAAUGUUAUCUACGCAUCAAGCAAUUGAUAAGCAAUGUCUCAACAACUUCAUCUAGAUGUCAAGCUCUUCAAUCACAACUUUUCCACGCAUUAGUCGUACAAACCUUAAUACCGAUGAUUCUUCUUCAUACUCCAGUAACUUUGAAGUUUGCGUUUGCUAUAUUUGAUGCAGGACUUGGCCCGUAUUGUUUCUUUAUGUCAAUGACGAUUGCCUUAUAUCCAGCAAUUGAUCCACUCCCAAAUUUCUUCCUCAUAAGUCCUUAUCGGAAAGCAAUUAAAAAAAUCUUGAAAUUCUAUUUGUUGGGCAAAAAGCCGAAACCAAAUGCUGCCGAGCAGGUCAAUCAGACAUCAAUGACUUAG
Molecule: messenger RNA, 1044 nt
Organism: Caenorhabditis briggsae
Lineage: Eukaryota; Metazoa; Nematoda; Chromadorea; Rhabditida; Rhabditidae
Exons: 3
Coding region: 1-1044 (347 amino acids)
Biological process (GO): G protein-coupled receptor signaling pathway; olfactory behavior
Molecular function (GO): G protein-coupled olfactory receptor activity
Source: RefSeq, a predicted model, not a curated record